AUGCUGGUGGAGGGCCUGACCAACUCCAACCUCGAAGUUGCCAGCGUGGAAAGGAUGUUGUUCGACCACACUGGGGGGCAGCAGGACGCCGUGGACGAGGCGAUCGCCAGCGUGGCAGCGAUCAAACGCAAACAAGAGACAGAUACAGAAGAAAAAAGAUUGACCCCAGAAAAGAAGUUCUGGACAAACAUCAAAGAUAACGGUUUCGACUUCGACGCCCGUGGAUAUAAGGGCAAUCCAGUUGCAGGGAGAUUUCAGCGUUAUUUGAAGGCCAACCCAGCUAAGCACGACGAGUACCAGAGCGCCCAGGGCCCCGAUGCAAAGAGAGCAUUUCGCCAGACUUGGGCGAAACAGCAGCACGACAAGGUUGUAACCAGCAAAAGCUACACUGAGUCUGAGAUCCUGGAGGAAUUUCGGGGCAGCGCCUACCGCCCCUUGGGGCGCAUCGCGGUCGAAGAGGGAGGCGGGGCCCAGGGAAUGAAGAAUGCAGUCGAUUGGGCCUUGACCUGCUUGGAUAUGGGAUGCCCGCGCUUCAAAUAUUGCAGCCGUGCGCAGAGCGCACGCUUCUUGUACGUGGAGGAGGGCUUCAGGGAGUCCAUGGUGAGGAACUGGUCUCUCAG
This is a messenger RNA of Prorocentrum cordatum, 620 nucleotides long. The record is from the annotation of a GenBank genome assembly. Lineage: Eukaryota; Dinophyceae; Prorocentrales; Prorocentraceae.